This is a messenger RNA of Medicago truncatula (barrel medic), 1284 nucleotides long. RefSeq lists its product as uncharacterized. NCBI's taxonomy places the organism in Eukaryota, Viridiplantae, Streptophyta, Magnoliopsida, Fabales, Fabaceae. The coding region runs from base 1 to 1284 and encodes 427 amino acids. The record is from RefSeq and is a predicted model, not a curated record. The transcript has 3 exons.
AUGGAUGCUAGUGAAAAAAGAGGAAGAAACCUUCGUGCUAAUUGGUUAAUAAAUGGUUUCAGGCAAGCGGUGCUUGACUCGGGCUUGGUAGAUGUUCCGGUGGAGGGUUACCCUUUCACGUGGUUCAAAAGCUUAGGCACACCACGUGCGAUGGAAGAGCGGCUUGAUAGAGCGCUUGCUAACAGUGAUUGGUUCAAUCUAUUUCCUACGGCCAUUUUAGAAAAUCUUGCAGCCCCAUCUUCUGACCAUUAUCCUGUUCUCUUGAACAUAACUCCGGUGCAGCGCCCUCAUCUUCAUAAAUGGGGUUUUCGCUAUGAAAAUGUGUGGUUUUCUGAACCAGCUGAUAUGGUGAAUUGGAGUAGAGAACAUUGCAGCAAGCUAAAGCUGGAUAUUGAAGAUUGUAGGCGCCAAAUUCAAAAUGCUCGACUCAAUAGUAUAGGGUACAAUCAAGACCAGGUUGUGCGGCUGAGAAAGAAAAUGAGCAGAUUAUUGUCUCAAGAAGAUACUUAUGGCGGCAACGUGCUAAAGCUCAUUGGUAUCGAGAUGGUGACCGGAACACGAAAUUUUUUCACGCUUCAGCCACUGCAAGGAAGAAGUUUAACCGGAUUUUAUCUCUUGAGGACAACUCAGGUAACAAGGUCUCAGAUAGUACGGGUGUUACAGACAGCACCUUUUACCAAGGAAGAGUUUCGGGAGGCGAUGUUUUCUAUGCAUCCGGGUAAAUGUUCCAGGGCGGAUGGUUAUAGUCCGGGAUUUUAUCAGCAAUUUUGGAAUUUGUGUAGUGAUGAGAUUUUAAAAGAAUGUUGUACAUGGUUAGAUACAGGUUCUUUCCCACCAGACCUGAACAUGACAAACAUUACUUUAAUCCCAAAAGGUAACUCCCAGGCCUCUAUGAAAGAUUGGCGCCCCAUUUCACUUUGUAAUGUUUUGUACAAGCUCAUUUCAAAGGUACUCGCCAAUAGGCUUAAAAUUAUUCUUCAUAAGUGCAUCUCCGACAACCAGUCGGCCUUCGUUCCUAAUAGAUCUAUUUUGGAUAAUGCGAUGAUUGCAAUUGAAGUUAUCCAUUUUAUGAAGACAAAAACUAGAGGUAAUGAUAAGUUUGUUGCUCUUAAACUUGAUAUUAGCAAAGCCUAUGAUAGAAUGGAUUGGGAUUAUAUGAAGGCGGUUAUGGAAAAAAUGGGAUUUAAUCAGAAAUGGAUUCAAUGGAUGGUAAUGUGUGUCGAAUCUGUUGACUAUAGCGUUCUUGUAAAUGGGGAACAUGUUGGUCCGGUUAUUCCAGGGUGA